UAAACGGGAGACGAGACAAACGUAUGUUUUGUCUGUUAUUCAAAAUGUACUGACUUUUACUGAAGUUUUACUCGUAAGUGCGAUUUACGUUGCGUUUUAAUCCCACUUGAAUUUGGAGGUUAACCGCAAGUCGAAGUUUACGGUUUACUCGAUUCAUCUUAAUAUCUGAUUUAAAUAUACCAUUUGCCAAAAUUUGGUAACCUGGAAAUUAUUCAGUUUACUGCGUUGGAUACAAGCAGCACGGGAUAGCAAUAAAAGACCAAUGUGCAAUAACAAGUGCUUUAACUUCAACCAGUAAUAUCGCACAUUGUGAUCUAUUCGACGAACCAUGUUUAAGAGUAAGUCGCAUCAUACCGACGCAGACUUUAUAAGGAUAAAGACGAAGUUUCAUGAAGAUAUCAUACGAUUUUCUAUGAAACGUAAUGAGCCGGCCAGUUAUGAAGAAUUUAGAAAUUGUCUUGCGGAGAAGCACGAUAUAAGAAGCAAUUCAAACUUUCUCAUUUGGUAUACUGACCCUAUGAACGGAGAUCUCUUACCUAUUAAUAAUGAGAACAAUUUCGCCAGAGCGCAAAUGACGGCUAAGUCUUUGUUAAGAAUUUUUAUUCACAGUACAGCCCGUAGUGUGGAAGAAGUAAAUGGUUGCAAUACAAUGAAAUCAAGAAAUCUUAUUUCGAGUAUUUUACACGGAACUCCUGGAAAAUUAAAAAAUCUUCAAAUAUCUCAACCGCAUAACUUCCGUCAGGUUUCUGCGAUAAUCGAUGUUGAUAUUUUACCAGAAACCUGCCGACGUGUGCGACUCAUGAAACACGGUUCGGAUAAGCCGCUGGGAUUCUAUAUAAAGGAAGGAGAGAGCUUUCGAGUUUUACCUAUUUCAGCAGGUGGGGGAUUGGAGAAAAUUCCAGCAGUAUUCAUCAGUCGAGUUAUUCCGGGAGGCUUGGCAGAAAGUUCAGGCUUGCUCGCAGUGAAUGAUGAAGUUUUAGAAGUUAAUGGUAUAGAAGUCGCAGGGAAAACUCUGGAUCAGGUAACUGAUAUGAUGAUUGCCAAUGCCUCUAAUUUAAUAAUAACGGUGAAACCAGCAAAUCAACGAAGUGCAUUACGGUCUCGUCAAACACGCUCAUUGUUAUGUAAUAGUCCAGUAUCAUCGUACAGUCAACAAUCUAUGCAGAGUGCCAGCACAAGCAGUGACGAUGAAGCUGAUGAUGUUGUCGAUUUGACUAGUGUCACUCAUCGUAACAGUACAUCAAAGGACUCGCACACUUCCCAUCUAUGCCAAAUGGAAAAUCGUCGCAGUCAUUUUAUGCAUGACCAAGGUAUGCUGCACUUUUAAUAUAAAGGUUCGGCAGGAUUCCAUUUAUAAAGGUGCUUAAUAUGGUAUAGUUGUUCGAUGCAUUUUUCCUGUAGGUGAUUAAGCACAGGAGUACUUAAUAUUUAGAUACUAUAGGUACGUACUUAAUAGCAUUUCCUUUAAGUGCCAAGUACAAAGAGCGUUACACUUAGGACACUUGCUAAACACAUUGCGAAGAUAAAAUUCCUGUAAAUGUAAUACUAUUCUGAUCAAUUGUAAUCUUCCGCGGUGAAGUAACUUGAAGAAAAGAGAAACAGAAAUGACCAGCUACGAGAGAAUUGGUAUUCUUCGUGUCACUAAGUAAUUCUCUUGUAAAUGUAACGCACGCAAUUUCUCAUGUAACAUACGUGCAUUAUGAUGUGAAUAUUUUGAUACAACUGCGCUGUUCGAAGGUUAAUAUUAAUGAACGGCAAAAUUGCAGUUAACAAAUACGAGGUGUUUGAUAAGCAUAACGCUUUAUCUUUCCACUGUCGUCUGAAAGCACGCUAUUUUCGUAUUUUUAUAUAGACUCUUUAUUUUUAAAAGGAAUUAUAUUUUCAUGUAUAGUGCCAGUUUUCUUUUUAUACAACAUUUAUGAGCGUUUAAGUAGGUAUUAGUUUACGUUUAACAGUGAAUUAACGCGGUCGAUAAAAGCACGCUUUUAAUUCUUAUUUUUAAAGGUAGAUGUGGAGAAGUGAGAAAAGAUAGGGAAUGCCAGUAAAGCCUUUUCGUGAUAAUGAUUAUUUUAUAUACUGUAACGUUAAGUAUAUAGACAUUCAAUUCUUUACUAGUCCUGCGUGCAUCUUAAUUGUUUUAUCAACAUUUCUCGUUUAAAGUUCACACUUUUAUCUGUAUUUUACUACCUGUACAUUGUCACCCUUUAAGGUGAUAUGAAAGCCUUUCAUAUCACCUUAAGACGUCUUGAGUUUCCUGUGUGAAACUAUUGUAUUCCAAGAGCGACUCUUUCAACCAAAUACUGCGAUUAGUGAGUAGAACAUCUUUAGAGUGUUCAUCCUUAAGACCAAAAAUGUCGAAUUUUUUUAAGGUAUUUGUACUUUUUCACCGAUAAAAUAACGCGAAAACAUAGGCUAGUAAUAAUGUAAUGAAAUUUGAAAUCAAAGAUACUUGCCGUAGGACCCUAUUUAUCCGGUUAAAUAAAUCAUGUCACUAAGACUGACGCAAAGACUUAUCUAGAUGUAUCAACAAUAAUUAGGUAGAGUCAUCAAGGGAUCGAUCCAGCUAAUCGAUAGCUCAGGCACCAUCCUUGGGAUUUAGGUGUACUAUUAUUGUAUCUUGUAUCCGGAGAGAAGCAUCGAAAUAAAAAAAAAAGUAUAUUCGUA
Messenger RNA from Orussus abietinus, 2664 nucleotides. Its product is annotated as partitioning defective 6 homolog gamma. NCBI's taxonomy places the organism in Eukaryota, Metazoa, Arthropoda, Insecta, Hymenoptera, Orussidae. Gene Ontology annotation, molecular function: protein binding. Bases 329 to 1327 code for a protein of 332 amino acids. Gene Ontology annotation, biological process: centrosome cycle. The transcript is spliced from 5 exons. The record is from RefSeq and is a predicted model, not a curated record.